This is a messenger RNA of Eutrema salsugineum, 966 nucleotides long. RefSeq names its product B3 domain-containing protein At3g17010. Gene Ontology annotation, molecular function: DNA binding. The transcript is spliced from 4 exons. The coding region runs from base 1 to 966 and encodes 321 amino acids. The record is from RefSeq and is a predicted model, not a curated record. Lineage: Eukaryota; Viridiplantae; Streptophyta; Magnoliopsida; Brassicales; Brassicaceae.
AUGGGUAGGAACAGAGGUUUUGAUCGGAUUAAAGAUGAACGAAAGGACUUGAGCUUUUUCAAGAUUUUUCAGAGUGCAGAUUUAUCCUCUGAAUGCAUGAGAGCGAUUCCUUACAACUUCAUGAAAGGACUCUCUAACAAAGACUUCUCCUACAAGAUGGUGAUAAGAGCGCAAUGGGGAAGCUCAUGGGAAGUAGAAGUCUCCAAGAACCCAAGGUUCUACUACAUAGAGAAGCCCGGAUGGAACCAGUUUGUAAGCGACCUUGCCUUGGGAGACAACGAGUUUGUUACCUUCACUCACAAAGGGAAAAUGUGCUUCAAUGUCAACAUCUACCAGCAGGAUGGCAAGGAGCUUGUCAUGCCUCCGACAAUGGCUCCUUCUAGUGGGAUCAAGAAAGAACAAGGCGAGAGCAGCCACGCAGACGUGAAGAAGGAAGUUGAAACAGGUGAAUCUAUGGGAGGAGAAGAGCUCAAAGUCAGAAAGAAAAAAUCUGAGGAAUCCAAAACAUACAAGAAGAUGAAGAGCAAGAAUGUGGUGAAUUCGGUAGAAAUAGGUGAAUCUUCAAGAGGAGUUGAGCACAAGGUUAUAAAGAAGAACGCUGAGAAAGCCAAAACAUCCAAGAAGAGGGAGAUCACGAGCUGUAAAGUGAAGAAUGGUGUUCCAGAAUUCACAAUCACCAUAAGGAAAUCAUACCUCAAGUUCCUGUCAAUCCCAAAGCGUUUUGGGGAGGAGCAUAUCCCUAAUGAGUCUAUGAUCUUCACGAUACAUCACUCGAAAGGGAGCGGCUCAUGGAGGGUGCUUUGCCUAGUGAGGGAGGCUCGGACAGUUUUCUCAAGCGGAUGGUCGAAACUGGCACGAGAGUACCCUCUACUGGUCGGUGACAAGUGCACUUUGAAGCUCAUCAAACCCACCGAGCUUCUCCUAAUCUCCAAGAAGGCCAGGGAGAAUAUCUCUAUGAUUGGUUGA